CACACACACACAGUAGUGGAGAUAAAUGAGUGCACAGGAAGUGCAUGUUAUUUUACAGAGCCAAGUACGCAGAGUAGUAUGCAAGAUCUAUUUUUCAACAUCAGAGCAAAUUUACAAUGCGCAACCUUUUUAUUGUUCUUCUUUUCAUUUCAUAUGUUGGCAGUCAGGAACCCAUGAAGUUAAGUCUUCAAACUGGAGCAACGGUCACCAUCCCAUGUGGUUAUGAUAGGGCAUAUAUACAUCAUAAGAAAUACUGGUGUUCUGGUUCUUUAUCAUUCAGUUCCUGCUCAAUUCAGGCUUAUGCCAAUAAUACAAAGGGGAAAGUGACAGUGACUGAUAACCCAGCUGAGAGUUUCUUUACUGUGACUCUGGAUCAUCUCCAGACAAAAGACACUGGAUGGUACUGGUGUGGUGUAGAGAUAGUCAGAGGUUCAGAUGUCAGUGAAGCUCUUUACAUCACAGUGAAAUCAGAUCCUGAUCUGUCGGUGAGGGAGAGCAGAGUGAGAGGUGAGGAAGGAGGCAGCGUCACAAUCCAGUGUCUCUACAGUGCAGAGUAUCAAAAUACACAGAAGCAGUGGUGCAGCUUCAAAGACAGGCAGUGCUGGAUAUUUAUGGAGACUAAAACAGAUCAGAAUUCAGCAGUGCAGCUCAGUGAUGAUGGGAGAAAUUCCUUCAGUGUGAAGAUGAACAGACUGAAGAAGAGUGAUACUGGAUGGUACUGGUGCAGUGCAGGAGAUCUGCAGGUUCCUGUUUACAUCAGUGUCAGUGUUGUUGCUCCAGCAACAACAGAUUCUUCAGUUUCCAAACAAUACACUUGUGUUGAUGCAGGUGAGGAUAACAAUAAACGAGAUACGCAGAUGAGAUGGGGUUUCAGUAUAUCAGAGGCAUAUGUUGGCAGACAGUCAUCGAUGAAGUUCAGUCUUCAAACUGAAUCAACGGUCACCAUCCCGUGUGGUUAUGAUAGGGCAUAUAUACACCAUAAGAAAUACUGGUGUUCUAAUUCUUUUUCAUUCCAAUCCUGCUCAAUUCAGGCUUAUGCCAAUAAUACAAAUGGGAAAGUGACAGUGACUGAUAACCCAGCUGAGAGUUUCUUUACUGUGACUCUGGAUCAUCUCCAGACAAAAGACACUGGAUGGUACUGGUGUGGUGUAGAGAUAGACGGAGGUUCAGAUGUCAGUGAAGCUCUUCAAAUCACAGUGAUAUCAGAUCCUGAUCUGUCAGUGAAUGAGACCAGAGUGAGAGGUGUGAAAGGAGGCAGCGUCACAGUCCAGUGUCUCUACAGUGCUGCGUAUCAGAAUACACAGAAGCAGUGGUGCAGAUUCAAAGAUGGACAAUGCUACACAAUGAGGACUGAAACAUCCCAGAAUUCAGCAGUGUACACCAGUGAUGAUGGGAGAAGAUCCUUCAGUGUGAGGAUGAGUGGACUGAAGAAGAGUGAUGUUGGAUGGUACUGGUGCAGGGCAGGAGAUCUGCAGGUUCCUGUUCACAUUGCAGUUAAUAACUUAACAGCAACAACAGAUUCUUCAGUUUCCAAAGAACACAUAUAUCCAGAGAUGUUCUGCGUUGCAUAAAAGUGAAGGAUGUGAACCUUGCUGGCAUGGAGAAGUUAUUAAACUGGAACAUUUCCUUUGUUUUCGUAACUGAUAUGAGAUAUUAUGAGCUACAUAGGCUUCAUCUGCAAUGGACCAUAUACAGUAAAUAUACUUAUAGUAACUUGUGUAUUUUAUUUUAUAAGUUACUGUUUAUACUACUGUACUAAUAUAAUCACAGGUCAUCAUUUGUAGAUAAAUAUUUACAGAAUUGGCAGAUUAUACUGAAUUAUAAUAUAUUGAUUAUAAUAAACUUGAUGUUAUUCUUCAACA
Tachysurus fulvidraco (yellow catfish) is the source of this 1862-nucleotide messenger RNA. Its product is annotated as polymeric immunoglobulin receptor-like. Lineage: Eukaryota; Metazoa; Chordata; Actinopteri; Siluriformes; Bagridae. The record is from RefSeq and is a predicted model, not a curated record. Bases 117 to 1571 code for a protein of 484 amino acids. The transcript has 9 exons.